Molecule: messenger RNA, 486 nt
Organism: Neltuma alba
Lineage: Eukaryota; Viridiplantae; Streptophyta; Magnoliopsida; Fabales; Fabaceae
Product: PLAT domain-containing protein 3-like
Exons: 2
Coding region: 1-486 (161 amino acids)
Molecular function (GO): protein binding
Source: RefSeq, a predicted model, not a curated record
AUGGCUCUCAGAGUUAUUGGAUUGUCUUGUCUUGUUUUUCUGGCUUCAAUCGUAGGCUUCGCUGCAAUGGCUAGAUCUCAGCAGUGCCAGUACAUUGUGAGAGUUAAGACAGGAGAUCGCAAAGAUGCGGGAACGGACUCCGUCAUCGGCCUCAAGUUAACGUCCUCUUCCGGCGAUAGUUUUAUGGUCAACAACCUCCAAAGUUGGGGCAUAAUGGCACCGGGUCACGACUACUUCGAGCGGGGCAACCUGGACGUCUUCAGCGGCACCGGCACUUGUCUCAGUGUUUGUGACAUCACCGUCACAUCCAACGGCGAAGGGAACAAGCCAGGGUGGUACUUAGAUUUCGUCGACAUCACCGUCAGUGGCGGCCUUUCUAGGAAAGUAGCGUUCCCGGUGAACCAGUGGCUGGCUCUGGACGAGUGGCCCCGUCACCUCUAUGACACCGUCAACCUAUGCGCCCGCGCCCCCGCUCCUUUAGUUUGA